Penaeus vannamei (Pacific white shrimp) is the source of this 924-nucleotide messenger RNA. The record is from RefSeq and is a predicted model, not a curated record. Lineage: Eukaryota; Metazoa; Arthropoda; Malacostraca; Decapoda; Penaeidae.
AAACUAUCAAAAGAACCCAUAGCUUGCACUGAUGAUGGAGAUUGCAUCUCCGAAACGUAUGCAAUUGCAAUAAUGAAGUUCUUCUCAGCCGUGUUGGUUUUCUUCUUCCUGAUAAGAAUUCGAUUCCCACGGGACUCAUCUAUAACCCAUUAUAUACUGAAGAAAUACGGCAAGAAUACUCUGGACCUCUACAGGAAAAUUGAAAGGAAUUCUUUCCGCUCCAAGAAAGUAGAAAAAGACUUAAAAUUCCUAGAGAUCUGUAAAUGUUACGGAACCAUACCAGACUUUAUUAAAUUUAGAGUGUAUUGUCCCACAUUCCAAACUACCAGGACAUAUCGUUCUUGGUGCUUCGAUCUUUUGGACUGGGAAAUAGAUAAACAAAAGAAAAAGAUCCCUACCAUCAAAAAGAAACUGGAGGAUGACACCACUCUCCUCACUUCCUGUAUUUCCUAUUUCGAUUCCAAAUGUUUAUUAUCCCUCAAUGAACGAAAUAUGGAAAAGAAAUUAUGUAAGGUUGAUUUCAGACACAAUAAGAAAUUAACUAAGCUAGGAAUUGACCUAAACAAAAAAGUGGACAAGAAUAAGCACUCGGCGAACGUGAUACAAACGCCAAAGCAAGCCAUCAAAACAUUCGAGGUGAUGAUGGCUGGCUCUGCUCUCGAGUGCGAGGAGGUCCGGAGGUUACAGCACGACGUUGUGAUUGAAGAAGGCGAAGAGUUUUCAGGAUGCGGGUCUGAGCAAGAAACAAAUACUGACAGGGCGAGUCGCCCGCUGGCUCGUGAAUCACCGACACUUCUCACUUAUCCGGAGUUUCAUGGUCAAGAUCACCUGUCAUACGCGAUAGCCACACAUAUGUCAAAUGCCACACAAUCAGUGCUGGUCAUUGACACUUAUGAAGCUACACGUCGAUCUACAUGGUCAUAA